Botrytis porri is the source of this 1215-nucleotide messenger RNA. RefSeq lists its product as uncharacterized. The transcript has 9 exons. The coding region runs from base 1 to 1215 and encodes 404 amino acids. The record is from RefSeq and is a predicted model, not a curated record. Gene Ontology annotation, molecular function: amino acid transmembrane transporter activity. Gene Ontology annotation, cellular component: membrane. Lineage: Eukaryota; Fungi; Ascomycota; Leotiomycetes; Helotiales; Sclerotiniaceae. Gene Ontology annotation, biological process: amino acid transmembrane transport.
AUGCUUGCUGUAGGAGGGACUAUAGGCACUGGACUCUUUCUCAUCUCUGGAGCUACCAUCUCAACGGCUGGACCUGUUGGAGCUGUGAUUUCCUUUAUUGUAUCUGGUGUAUUUGUGUAUUUGGUUGUGGCUACAAUUGGUGAAAUCGCCACCAUAUUUCCUGUUUCUGGAUCAUUCGCAGCAUCCGGGGAUAGAUUCUUUGACCCGGCUCUUGGUUUUGCCCAAGGAUGGUCAUAUUGGUUUCUUGGGGCUCUUACUUUACCAGCAGAACUAUCUUCAGCAGGUAUCAUCAUAAGUUAUUCGCUACCAGAUAUUGAGACUUGGGUAUGGGCCUUGAUAUUUCUUGUCGUGAUCGUUGUCAUAAACCUCUUUGGAGUUCGAUGUUCUGGAGAAGCGGAGUUCUUCUUCAGUUUCCUGAAAUGGAAGUCCUCGACAGAGGGAGCUCCUUUUGCGGCAGGAUGGCCCAGUGUUUUAUCUGCUUUGUAUACGACUUUCUUGAGUUAUGGAGGCACAGAGUUAGUUGGUUUGACUGCUGGUGAAGCCAAGAACCCACGUAGAGAUGUCCCAAGGGCUAUCAAGGGGGCGAUUGGGCGGAUUUUGCUUUGUUAUGUUGAAUUCAUCUUUGUCAUUAGUAUCAACAUCAAGUUCCCUGACCCCUUACUCCUCACUACAUCCGCUAUAGGAAUUGCAGCUUCUCCUUUCACACUUGUUUUCAAAGAUGCAGGUAUCGUUGCCGCUGCUAUUCUUAUUGCUGUACAAAGCACGGAUAAGCACCAAAAAUCUUCGCUACCACAUGAGAGAAUCGCAAUUUGUAAUCUCCUAAUCUACAUGUCGCAUUGUCUCGUAAACAUUCGAUUCCGUCUCGGUUGGAUUCAUCAAGGAAAUAAUCUAUCCGAUCUUCCGUUCAAAGCGGAAAUCUUUCCAUAUACCUCAAUCUGUGCUUUUCUCAUGGGUUGUCUGAUUGUCGCCGGAGAAGGCUAUGUAGCUGCAACUACGAGACCGUUUGCUUGGGCUAACAUUGUCGCUGCUUAUAUCGACAAAACUAGUCCCCUUCUCAGACAUGGAUUUCCAGACGGGAAGAUCUCAACCCCCGGUGAUGAGGAGAUUGCGGCUCUUAAUGAGUUGGAGAGAAUGGGUGUAAAGACUUGGAAGGAAUUGAAGGCGAGGGGACGAGCGCCGAAGGUUGGUAGGGCGGUUCAUUGGGUUGUUUCUUGA